AUGGUAGAUGUUGGCCUAUCAUUGCAAACGUCAUUAAUGACAACUGUUAUUGUUGUCAUAGCGAUCACCGUAUUGCGCUGUCAUUUUGAUUACUUUCAUAAGAAAAAGCAAUUUGCUACCAUUUUCUUGUUUAUAACAAUCACUUUAUUUGGUGAUUUUAUACGAACAACAUUUGGUCAAGUUGAUGCUGCCACUCAUAAGACUGGUCGUUCAACGGUAAACGGUCAUCAAUUACCCUUUAAUGUUCUCGUUGUAUUACCAGAAAGUGAAUCAAGCAACGAUAAUUUUGGGAUUACAAUGCCAAAAGCACGUCCAGUAAUUGAUAUCAGUGUAAUGGAUGCAAUCCAAACAGGAAAGAUAGGCGCAGAUUUCUUGAAUUUCACAUAUCAUGAUUCGAAAUUGUCGGAAAAUGCAAACUUAGCUGAACGUUUCGCAACUCUUGGUGUUGUGACAGCUUAUUGUUCGCAUCGUUUAGAUGCAAUUCUUGGAUUUGCGGAUAGCUAUAGUUUAGCAACUACAUCAAAGAUUACCGCUGCUUUUGGACAGGGUAUACCAGUAAUCACAACUGCUGGAAUGGUAUCAAUUCUUGACGAUCGACAAACAUAUCCAUUUCUCACUCGAAUACAAGGUAGCUAUCGACAAAUGGCCGAUAGUAUGUACAAGUUGAUUGCAUAUCGAGAAGAAUUUGAAAAAGGGUCAUCAACAGAAAAAGAAAAGAAUUACAGAAGAUCUACUACUAGCUCCGGAUUGCAAAGCAACUCACGUGAUCGUUUAGCGGUUCAGGAAUCACACUUAUCGUUGGGUUAUCAGAAUUUGGUUCUUAUGUAUCAUGACAAACGUCGAGCUAUUAAUCGACCAAGAUUAGCAAAUGGUGAAGUAAUGGUUGUGGAAAGUGUUUCCAGUCACUGUUAUUUUACGCUCUAUGCUAUCAAAAAUUUUUUCACCGAGAAAAGUGCUUAUUUCAAGGAAGCCUGGAAAAUUCAAACUCCAUCGUUGGCAUUCGAUGAAGAAAUUGCACGAAUUCCCGGUGAAAUUGAAAGUUGGCUAAAGAUUGUUUCCGAACUUGCUAAUGUGAUAAUAUUAUGUGCUUCGCCAAAUACUGUUCGAGAAGUUAUGCUUGCUGCAUAUGAUUUGGGUAUGGCUACAUCCGGUGAAUAUGUUUUUAUCAACAUUGAUGUUUCCACUGGAUCGCAUGCGGAACGGCCAUGGAUACGAUCAAACGAUACAACAUCACAGGAAAAUGAGAAAGCAAAAAAAGCAUAUCAGGCGCUAAAAACAAUUUCAUUAAGGCGUGGUGAUUUAGAUGAAUACAAGAAUUUCGAAUCACGUGUGAAAGAACGUGCUGAGAAAAAGUAUAAUUAUUCUGCUAAAACGGGUAAAGAGUAUGAGAUGAAUAAUUUUAUCAGCGCAUUUUAUGAUGCGCUUUUGCUUUAUGCGAUAGCAUUAAAUGAAACACUCAGUGAAGGUUUGAAUCCACGUAAUGGGCAAAAUAUAACAAGUAAAAUGUGGAGUCGAACUUUUGUUGGCAUUACGGGGAAUGUAUCAAUAGAUGAGAACGGUGAUCGUUAUUCAGAUUAUUCAUUGCUCGAUUUAGAUCCACAGCAAGAUAAAUUUGUUGAAGUGGCAUAUUAUUCGGGUGCAUCAAAUGAAUUAAAGCAAGUGGCAGAAUUUCAUUGGGUUGGUGGUAGUCCACCAAAAGAUUCACCAAUAUGUGGUUGGAAUCAUUCAAAAUGUCCCGAAGGUUAUCCGUUUUAUGUGUAUCUGCUCAGUGGCUCCACUAUUUUUAUUUUGAUACUCAUGUCUGGUUUCAUUUAUUUCUGGAGGCGAUAUCGAUUAGAAGCUGAAUUGGCUGCAAUGUCAUGGAAAAUUCGCUGGGAAGACUUGGACGGUAAUGAAAUGAAGAAGGGUAAGAAGAAAAGUAGACGAAUGCGACGAUUACAUGGUUUCAAUUUUGAAUCCGAAGCACUGCUCCGAUCAUGUAGCCGAGCAUCAAACGGCAGCGAAAAUUUAGAUGAGGACGAACGAGAAAUCACUAUUGGCCGCUUUAGACUGAGAAGCACCAGUUCCAAUGCAACUCGUAAAUUUUCGGCUUUGAUCGAUCGAAAGUUAAGUUUGUUUACUCGAAAGAAAAAUUCAACUUCUCAGGAUUCAACACAUGUGGUUCAAAAUCAUAUUAAAGAUUUUGAACAAAAAAUGGAUGGAUUAUCACGUUCGGCGCCGUAUGCAACAAUUAGCGAAGAUGUCGAAUCCAAAAAUUAUGAUACAGAAAGCGGCCAGAUACCAUCACCGCUUUCUUUCAUUUCUAAUCCGAAACAAAAAUCACCCAAUGAAGAUGUUUUCGAUUUACAUGCUAAGAAAAGUCUUUCGUUACGUAAUCGGAAAUUAUCAUUUACUGGAUUUAGCAUUGGGAGUGGAGGCUCAGUAGAAACAAUACAGAUGCAAAAUAAUGCACAAAUAUAUACGAAAACUGCUAAUUAUAAGGGUACAAUAGUUGCAAUUAAGAACUUAAAUAUCGAUCCAAAGAAGUAUCCGAAGCUUGAUUUGACCCGUUCUAUGUUAAUGGAAUUUAAGCGGAUUAAGGAUCUGCAGCAUGAUCAUAUUACUAGAUUUGCUGGAGCCUGUGUUGACUGUCCACAUUAUUGUCUGGUGCAGGAGUAUUGUCCCAAAGGGUCUCUAGAAGAUAUUUUAGAAAACGAAAAAAUUGAACUAGACAAAAUGAUGAAGUAUUCGUUGUUACAUGACUUAGUUAAGGGUAUGUAUUUUUUGCACAAUACAUUUGUUGGUUCACAUGGUAAAUUGAAAUCAUCAAAUUGUGUUGUGGAUAGUCGAUUUGUACUCAAAGUUACUGAUUUUGGUUUUCACGAAUUGCAUGCUAUGGAAGAUGAAAGUCCCGAAGAGAUAGGCGAGCAUGCCUUUUACAAAAAGAAAUUAUGGACAGCACCAGAAAUACUACGUAAUCCGAAUGCAUAUCGACAGAAUGGUACAAAGGCGGGUGAUGUAUAUAGUUUUGCCAUAAUAUUGCAUGAAAUGUUGUUUCGAAAAGGUGCCUUCUAUAUGACUGAUGAAUUCGCACCCAAAGAAAUCUAUGAACGUGUGCAAAGAGUACCAGCGUUUGAUGAGGAGUUGUGUAGGCCGGAAAUACCUGAAAGUGCCUUAGUCGAUGGACAAAUUGAGCCGAAUUUGAUUAAUUUGAUGAUUAGUUGCUGGGCUGAAGAAUCUCAAGAACGUCCCGAUUUUGCUGUUAUCCGAAAAGUAGUUCGCUCAUUAAAUAAAAGUAAUGAGACAUCUAAUGUGGUUGAUAAUUUAUUGAAACGUAUGGAACAGUAUGCGAAUAAUCUGGAAGGUUUGGUGGAAGAACGAACACAAGAAUAUCUUGCCGAAAAGCAAAAAGUUGAAGAUCUGUUGCAUCAGCUGUUGCCCCGUAGUGUUGCGGAUCAGUUAAUAAGUGGAUGCGCUGUGCAAGCGGAAGCAUUCGAAAGUGUCACUAUCUACUUUUCCGAUAUUGUUGGAUUUACAGCACUGUCAUCAAUGUCAACACCAAUGCAGGUAGUGACAUUAUUGAACGAUUUAUACAUGGCAUUCGACGGUGUUGUGGACAAUUUUAAAGUAUAUAAGGUGGAGACGAUCGGAGAUGCAUAUAUGGUAGUAUCUGGUCUACCUGAACGGCACAAUCACCACGCUUCACAAAUUGCUCAGAUGUCAUUGGCGCUCUUGCAUAAAGUGAAAAAUUUCGUGAUCAGGCAUCGGCCCAAUGAACAACUGAAACUACGUAUCGGAAUUCAUUCUGGACCGGUAGUUGCUGGAGUAGUGGGUUGUAAAAUGCCACGAUAUUGUUUAUUUGGUGAUACAGUAAAUACGAGUAGUCGAAUGGAAAGUACCGGUCUGCCACUUCGGAUUCACGUGAGUAGUCAGACAAAAGCUAUCCUGGAUAAGGAAGAUCCAGGAUUCAAUUUGGUGCUUCGCGGUGAAGUGGAAAUGAAGGGUAAAGGAAAGCAGAUAACUUACUGGCUAAAAGGUUACAAUGACAUUCGUAUUCCUGAUUUUGGACCAGAAUUUGAAUAG
This is a messenger RNA of Cercopithifilaria johnstoni, 4062 nucleotides long. The record is from the annotation of a GenBank genome assembly. NCBI's taxonomy places the organism in Eukaryota, Metazoa, Nematoda, Chromadorea, Rhabditida, Onchocercidae.